Messenger RNA from Rhea pennata, 1071 nucleotides. RefSeq names its product speedy/RINGO cell cycle regulator family member C (gene SPDYC). NCBI's taxonomy places the organism in Eukaryota, Metazoa, Chordata, Aves, Rheiformes, Rheidae. Gene Ontology annotation, molecular function: protein kinase binding. Gene Ontology annotation, biological process: positive regulation of cyclin-dependent protein serine/threonine kinase activity. The record is from RefSeq and is a predicted model, not a curated record.
UCUCCUCGCCCGCGCGCGCGCUCCGCUCAGGACAGCGCCGAGCAGCCGCCUCCUCCUCCUCAGUCUGUCGCAGGGAUGAAGCACACCCAGAGCGUCUCCCGCCUCCCCUCGGCGGUCACCCCCGGGGCGAAGCCGGCCAGCGGGAAGCCCCAGCACGGCGGCGCCGGAGCGGGCAGCCGGACGCGCGGCCCCGAGAGGGAACCUUCCCUGGCGCCCCGGCCGCCCUUCCACCUCCACCGCGAAGAGCGGGAAGCCUUCUUCAACCUCCUGGAAGACGACGUGGUGCAGGAGUUCCUGUCGAUGGACGUGUGCUACCGGAUUUCGGAUAAGUAUCUUCUAGCAAUGGUGCUGACGUACUUCAAGCGCGCUGGCCUGCCCACCAGCGAGUACACCAGGAUGAACCUCUUCGCUGCCCUGUACCUUGCUAACGACAUGGAGGAAGACGAGGAGGAGUACAAGUACGAGAUCUUCCCCUGGGCCCUCGGCGACGACUGGGCGGCAGCUCUUCCCCGCUUCCUCAAGCUGCGCGACAGCUUCUGGGCCAAGAUGAACUACCGGGCAGCCGUCAGCCGGCACUGCUGCGACGAGGUCAUGGCGAAGGAGCCGUCCCACUGGGCCUGGCUGCGCGAGCGGCCUACCCACCACAGCGGGGCCACGCGGGGCUACCUGAGGGACGAGAAGGACUUCUUCCCCCGCGGCCCCGGCGUCACCCCUCCGAGCUGCCCCCUCUGCGCCUGCCGGCUGCCCGCUGACGAGGAGGAGGAGGAAGAGGAGGAGGAAGACGACGGCGGUCUGCGCCGCUGCCUGCCGACUGGCCUCGCGACUUGCUAAUCCUCCCGCCGAAAGUCCCGCUGCGCCCGGUGGCCGCCUACCGCCUGCAGCUGCUGCGGGAACCCGACGCCGAGCGCCGGGGCACCGUCCUCGCCUGGCCCUCCGUGGGAUGACGCCGCCGGCCCGGCCGGAUCGCCGCCCUUUUCCCGACGGAGCCGCGGUCGGCGCUGCUCGCGGAACGUCCGUGGGGCUUUUUUUUUUUUUCCUUUUUUCCCCCCUUUCCUCCUCUCCGAGCACUUU